Liolophura sinensis is the source of this 1694-nucleotide messenger RNA. Its product is annotated as putative ankyrin repeat protein RF_0381. Bases 336 to 1523 code for a protein of 395 amino acids. Gene Ontology annotation, molecular function: protein binding. Gene Ontology annotation, biological process: intracellular signal transduction. The record is from RefSeq and is a predicted model, not a curated record. NCBI's taxonomy places the organism in Eukaryota, Metazoa, Mollusca, Polyplacophora, Chitonida, Chitonidae. The transcript is spliced from 2 exons.
ACAGAUGUGUGAGAAAUAUGUCUCUGGACUCACUAAGCGGACUAACAGUUCAGCAAGUGUCAUGAAAGAGCAUUAGAAGUUUUCCUGGUAUCGCCAAUAAGUGAAAGUUGUGGCGUGAAGUGAAAAUAUCGUCAGUAUUUGAUUUGUGAGGCCUAUUAUGCAGGUCGUUGGCCUUUGCAAGCCAAACGAUCGGCAGAACCUGACUGAUUUGUGGCAGAUAGUAACCUCUGCCACAGGCUAGACGCGCGUCUCAAUGCAAACUGUACCUACUGACGGCACUGUGCUCUUUAAGCGCUCACAGUGAACUGGACACAUAUAUCUGACCAUAUUACUGAAUGAAGAUGCCUCGUGUGUGUCGUGUGAAGCAGCUACCAGAGUCGUUUUUCGAAGCCAUCGAAGAAAACGACUCUUCUACAAUCUCCAGGUACAUAUCAGACGGAAUCGACCUAAACGGACGAAGGGGCUACCGGACGGAGUAUGGAACGCCUCUGACCGUCGCUGUGGGCGCUCAAAACUUUAACACGGUUGUCAGUUUCAUAGCCCAGGGGGCAAAGGUAAAUCAACCUGGGACUGUGUGGGGCGCUAUGCCGCUGCACGUGGCAGCAAAACAGGGGAACCUGAACAUCGUCAAGCUCCUGAUUGACGCAGGCGCAGAUGUCAAUAUGUUAGACCGUAGCAAAUCAUCGCCGUUGACUGUCGCGUGUGGUAAAGGAAAUCUAGAUGUCGCAAAAUAUUUGCUGUGUAGAGGCGCAUGCGUGAAUCACCAAGCGGGCUACGAGGUUGUUCCACUGGAGGCUAGAAAGCUGCUAGGUACAGAGGAUGAUCUUACCGAGCAGCAGCGGGAAGACAUACUUGAUCCCUUUAAAGGAAACACUCCUCUCACCAAAGCCACGUGGUCCGGAAACAUUGAUCUAGUCAGAGAGCUCCUACAGAAUGGAAGUGAUGUCAUGGCAGAGACGUAUGCUGGGAAUACCGCAUUGCAUGUGGCUGCACGAGAAGGACACGUGGACAUUUUGCGACUGUUGAUUGGUUGCUACGAAACUCUAGACGUCAAAAACGCGAAGGGCGAAAUUCCAUUGUUCAUGGCUGUGAGAAAAUUCUUUGACUGCCCAUCUGGUGGACAGGCGUAUGUGCAAAUCGUGGAGGAACUUCUUCAGAUCGGAAGUAACGUUGCGACAAAAACUACAUCGGACGAAAACGUUCUGUUUGCGAUUCUAACAUCAAAUUUUAGACGACCUACAAACAGUUGUGAACUGAUUAGGUGGAAUCUGCUGAUGAAAGUUUUAGCAGCUACGAGGACUUUGUCCCCAGCGGACCUUCCUAGCGAGACAAAAUUGUCUGAACAGUUAUUAAGUGCAUUUGGCAACCCUUUGCCCUGGUUGAUAGCAAUGGCCAAAUCGCCAAGAUCGUUACAACACCUCUGCCGACUUACAAUCUGGGACACACUACCGACAGCGAACUCUGCGCAUGUCCGGAAAUUGCCUAUUACGGCAACCAUGAAGGCAUAUUUGACAUUGAACUAAGUAUUCAGUGCUGUUUGGUGAUAUUUUCAUAGUACAGUAUUAAAUAUAUUUGAAGACACGCAGUCUUUGAUGUUUUUUUUUUAUUUGGUUAAAAGAAAGCUUAUCAGGAAAGAUAUCUACUGAACAUAACAAAAUAUAGUGAAUGGAAAUGCGUGUUUAUAAUUCAACAAC